AACAAGUGGCACCCUAUUACCCUCGGCAGUGCGCACCACAGAGGACGUGGCUCUCUCAGGUUGGUUCUGCCUUACCACACCAAUUGCCAAUAGCCUGAGUGCAUGCAUUACUUGAAGAACGGAGAACUCUAUGAAUAUACGAUCGAACUCGUAAAGAAAACGGACCGCACUGAACAAAUGGCAGGCCUCAUUUUGUGCUGCGUGCUGUUGUUGGCCGGCACGGCCCUCAGCGACUUGGGCCCGGAUACCGACCGACUGGUCAAUGCCCACUCGAACCUAGCCCGACAGACGUUCGACGUGAUCGAACAGGCCUUCGAAGCCCAGCAAGAGACGUUCGACCAGCGGAUCGACGCCCUGGAGGCCCGCGUGACCGAGCUUGAGGAGAUGAUCGCGGAGGGCGUACCAGCUGGACCCGUGGUGCCAAAUGAACCGGUCACACACGCACCGCCAAUGCAGCCUCAGCCAGAGCCAGAGCCCCAACCCAAACCAGAGCCCGAGCCUGCCCCGACCACCACGACCCAAGCCCCAACAACGGUGAGGAGGACCACGACUCGGUCGACCACCACCACGACACGACCCCCACCGCCUGUCGUCACCACGCCCGAGACUUGCCAGGACUUGUUCGACAGAGGGGAGACCACCAACGACUGGUACACGAUCGACCCGAAGAACACGGGCGCACCGUUUGCGGUGUAUUGCAACUUCGAUGGUGGAGAAGCCAAGACCGUGGUCCACCACAACAAGGAAGAAGAGGAGAAGAACAAUAACAACAAGAACCCAGGCACCUUUGUCUUAACGCCCGUGUAUAGAAACGCUGACACCAACCAGUUGGCCGCCCUGACAGAUGUUUCCGCUUCCUGCCAACAGUUCAUCAAGCUCCGCUGCAAGGCCGCUGUCCUCUUCAUCAAGAAGGGCACGGACUACGGCUGGUGGAUUUCUCGCGACGGGGAGACGAUGCGGAGUUGGGGAGGCGCGCCGGCGUCUGCCGACAGCCGAGCCUGUGCAGGGGGCCGCAGUUGCCGAUGCGACAACGUCGGCAAAGGAGAGACCUCCGACGAGGGACUGCUGACGGAUAAGGAGUACCUGCCGGUAAAGUCUGUCUACCUGGGUGACACAGGUGGCCGGAAGCAGACCUCCUGGCUGACCCUUGGGGAAUUGGUAUGCACCGGCAAAAUGUAAACACCUUUCCAUCCCUUUUCAAACCUGAAAUUUAUUUUAAGCGAUAUCGUCAAUCAUGCCAACCUGGAGGAAAUUAUCGAUCAAAUAUGUUGCACGUGUCACUCUUCAGAUACUCCAUUAACUGUUAACGUUUUGAUACAUUUUUAUACAUUGACUAAUAAGACAGGUCAUGAUUUAAUAAAGAGACUACGUGAUGAAGAGAUUUGAUGGUACUUGAGACGCGCGACAACGGUGUUAUUUAUAGUUGUCUUUCAGCGCUUCGAAACAUGUGGGAUUUAGUGGACUUCGAUGCAUAUUGAUUUCACCACAGCAAAUUCCAAAAUGUCACACAGUUGUCUUUGUGACUCCAAAUUCAAAGUUACAGCAGAUCUCUGUGGGAAUAAACUUUUUACAAUUUGCUUCGUUUUUUCCGGAAGCACUGUUAUAUACCUGUAGACUGAAUAGCAUGCAUUAUAGUUAGCAUCAAUACCACGUGUUGCUCUUGCUAUUCAAGUAACCCACGUAUGUUAAUUGUGGAAAUAAAGUAACAACAACAACACGUUUCCUUCACUUGUCCUUCA
This is a messenger RNA of Acanthaster planci (crown-of-thorns starfish), 1739 nucleotides long. Its product is annotated as contactin-associated protein-like 2. NCBI's taxonomy places the organism in Eukaryota, Metazoa, Echinodermata, Asteroidea, Valvatida, Acanthasteridae. The record is from RefSeq and is a predicted model, not a curated record.